AUGGGGAGGAGAAUUCGUGAGAAAGAGUGUGCGUUGCCGAGUAGAAAUUCCAGUAGUAGCCAUCAUACUCACCCGGGACGAGUUUGGGGAAUUCUUCAUGUUAUAAAGUACCAUCAUUGGCGACAGGUGAAGAGAAGGCUUACAACAAGAAGGCAUGGUGGUGGAAGACCUGAUGAAAGAGUUGAAAGGCCAGGAACUUCUGAUGAUUCUGGGCUUAACUCUAUGCCAGACCAUUGUAUUCCAUAUACAGAGUUAUCUAAUGUUGAAGAAAAGCUGGAACAGUCCCCUUCUCCAUCCAAAAGUUCUAUCAAAUCCCGAUUUAGGUCGCUUAUCAAUGAAGAUAUAUACAGAAGGAAAAGUCGACACAAGAGAAGCUCAACUUGCCCUGCAAAGACACUGCAACUACCUCAUGCUGAUUCCGUUCAUAACUUGGAGGUUGACCCACUUAGUGAAUUGUUACUAACUGUUGAGAACCCUGAACCAGUUCUAAGAACCUUUCAGAACCAUCUUGCAGCUGGCACACUGGAUGCAUUAUCACCAGUUUUCUCUGAUAAACGAAUUGCCAACUGUGACAAAUGCGUAGAUUGUGGUACAAUGUUUUGUAGUGACACUUUGGAGCAAAGCAAGAUUCAUAAUCAUAAACACUUGAGUUCUCCCAUUCAAGAUGGCCCGGAAGAGAAGUCGUUUAAUGCCCAGAUACUCACAACUGAUGCUUCACCCCACCUCUUCAAGGACUUUCUUGAUGCAUUGGAUGUGAUAAACGCAAACAAGAACUUUCUAUUAGAAUACAUACAGGAUCCAGGUUCUCCUCUGCCAUUUCACACUCACCAUCAACAAUCUUUGAAAGCUAAUGUGAGACGAGCCAGGUCUCUUUCGUUUCCUGUAUCUGCCUCAUCAUCUGGAAAGCAAGAUUCUGAUCCAGGUCAACUCAUAGACCAAAUGAUAGAUGAUCUGUUAAUUGCAGAAAAAAAGAACUUACAAACUCAGAGAAGCAUGCCAAAUGAAUCCACACGUUACCGUUUAGAAGAUUCUCACAAACAGUUCAUACCAUGUGGUUCUUCGCAUAAUUUCGAACAAGUAGGUGAAAGAGAUCUUAAAUCGACACCAGUUUCAUCCCGGGUUCCACACAAUGUGAGAACUAGCCACUUCAGGGAUCUUAGAAAGAAGAUGAAGCGCUUAAUUGAAGAGGGAAGAAACGAAAAGCGUCGCAUUACCAUGGAUGCCAUACUUGACAAAAUUCCUCGGGGAAAGAGACUUACAAAAAAUAUGAAGAAGUUGAUUCAUGACAAGUCCAAAGACCCCACAGUCAAUGGGGAAGGUGAAGAAAGUUCCACAAGUGGUUUUGAGAACCGUCUCUCUUCUAUGUCCUUCAACAAGCGUCAACGACCACCCAUGAGGAAUUCUUCUCUAAAAGAAUCAAUUGGAAGAUAUUCGCAGUUGUACGAUACUUGUUUUAAUAGUGAAGCCAAGUAUCCUAGAGUUGAAAGCUCAAGAGUGAAAGAAGAAGAGAAAAAUUCUACAUUAAAGACGCCAAAAUCCUUCAAAAGGUUUCUUUCAAUGCCUAAUUUGAAAUCUUACUUUCACCACAAUGAUGAGUCUUCUUUCCUUUUAUCUCCCAAAAACUCAAUGAAGGUGCAUGGAGAUAGAAACAUAAGUGCAAAUGACAUUGAACAUGACCAUAAGAGGUUUAACCAUAGCGAGGACUCAAAAAGUCAAAUUUUUCCACCUACACUGGUUAAUAACACAAAUCAAGAAAUCAGCUUGAAUGCUGACCAAAAACAACUGCUUGUCAGGAGUGCUUCAAAAUCAGGAAUAAAUUUUAGUGCUGAGGAAAAGGAAACGAACAUGGGAAUUGAAUGUUUAGAAAACUUGAGAGACCGUGGUCAAGACAUUGGAGCUGAAGUAGAUACUUACCCCGCGGAAGCAAACUCAGCCUUCUCUUCUGAUACCAGCUUUCUUGACGUUUCAUUUGAUCUAGAGAACAUAGACAUUCCAGAAGGUUAUACAGAAGAAGUAAACUCAGAAAUAAAGCAAGGGCAAGACGAUGGAUCGGAUCAUAUGUCAGAGCAGCAAGAGGCUGAAGAAAAUCACCCGGAGGAGGGUGAGAAUUUUCAGAACAUUGGAACUCUAAACCAGAGCUUGAACUAUGAAUUUCCAUGUAUUGAAAUUGAUCCAAGUAAUGUAGCAGCAUUUAAUUAUGUGACAAAGGUUUUAGACCUCUCAGGGUUCACUGACCAGGAUUCCCUAGGGAUAUGGUAUUCUGAUAACCAACCAGUUGGUCCUGCAGUAUAUGAAGAAUUAGAGGGUUGCUUGCUUCUUGAUCCUCAUUGUUCUGGUAACAGUGGCGAAGGUGGAGAAUGUAACCACAUGCUUCUGUUUGAUAUAGUAAAUGAAGGGUUGUUGGAGAUUUUUGGAAGAUCUUACAACUAUUAUCCAAGACCCUUGUCUACUCUCUCCCAUGUUCAUCCACUGCCAACAGGAGAUAAUGUGCUCUAUGAUGUGUGGAAGCUUAUUAGCUGGUAUCUGAACUCAACAAUAUCUGAUAGUUACAUAUCAUUGGAUUAUUAUGUCAGCAAAGAUCUGUCAAAAUAUGAUGGGUGGAUGAAUCUUCAAUUUGAUUCUGAAUGUGUGGGGCUUGAGAUAGAUGACUUGAUUUUUGAUGAUCUUUUGGAGGAAAUAAUAUUCACCCAGUUGACCUAAGUUAUACCUGCUCCG
Molecule: messenger RNA, 2715 nt
Organism: Vigna unguiculata (cowpea)
Lineage: Eukaryota; Viridiplantae; Streptophyta; Magnoliopsida; Fabales; Fabaceae
Source: RefSeq, a predicted model, not a curated record